Trichosurus vulpecula (common brushtail) is the source of this 7341-nucleotide messenger RNA. RefSeq names its product forkhead box O3 (gene FOXO3). Gene Ontology annotation, molecular function: RNA polymerase II cis-regulatory region sequence-specific DNA binding; DNA-binding transcription factor activity, RNA polymerase II-specific. Lineage: Eukaryota; Metazoa; Chordata; Mammalia; Diprotodontia; Phalangeridae. The transcript has 3 exons. The coding region runs from base 81 to 2150 and encodes 689 amino acids. Gene Ontology annotation, biological process: regulation of transcription by RNA polymerase II. Gene Ontology annotation, cellular component: nucleus; mitochondrial matrix. The record is from RefSeq and is a predicted model, not a curated record.
AGCUAGAGAGCGAGCGAGGGAGGGAGCGAAGGAGCGAGCAGCAGCAGGCAAAAGGCAGCCCAAGGGCCCGGGCGGCGAAGAUGGCAGAGGCGCCGUCCUCCCCGGCCCCGCUCUCGCCGCUGGAAGUGGAGCUGGACCCGGAGUUCGAGCCCCAGAGCCGGCCCCGCUCCUGUACGUGGCCCCUGCAGAGGCCCGAGCUGCAGGCGAGCCCGGCCAAGCCCUCGGGGGAAGCGGCCGCCGACUCCAUGAUCCCCGAGGAGGAGGACGACGAGGAAGACGACGACGGGGGCUGCGGAGCCCCUGGGGGCGGCGGAGGAGCCGGCACGGCCAUGGUCAUGGGCGGCCCGAGCGGCGUCCUCGGCCCGGGACUGCGCCCCGAGGAGGCGGCCCGGCUCCUGGCCCCUGGAGGGCAGGACUCGGGGUCCGGCGCGCCCCCCGGGGCAGGCGUGCUGAGCGGGGGGCAGCAGGCGCCGCUGCAGCCUCCGCAGGCGCCGCUGCCGCUGCCCCCUCCACCGCCGCCGCCGCUGCAGCCGCAGCAACAGGGGGCGAGCGGAGCCGCGGGGCAGCCGAGGAAAUGUUCCUCCCGGAGGAACGCGUGGGGAAACCUGUCCUACGCCGACCUGAUCACCCGGGCCAUCGAGAGCUCCCCGGACAAGCGGCUCACCCUGUCCCAGAUCUACGACUGGAUGGUGCGCUGCGUGCCCUACUUCAAGGAUAAGGGCGACAGCAACAGCUCCGCGGGCUGGAAGAACUCCAUCCGUCACAACUUGUCCCUACACAGUCGAUUCAAAAGGGUACAAAAUGAAGGGACCGGGAAAAGUUCUUGGUGGAUGAUCAACCCAGAUGGGGGCAAAAGCGGAAAGGCCCCCCGGCGAAGAGCUGUCUCCAUGGACAACAGCAACAAGUACACCAAGAGUAGGGGGCGAGCAGCUAAGAAAAAGGCUUCUCUGCAGGCUUCUCAGGAAGCUGCAGAAGAUAGUCCCUCCCAGAUCUCCAAGUGGCCAGGCAGCCCCACCUCUCGAAGUAGCGAUGAGCUGGAUGCAUGGACGGACUUCCGCUCCCGAACCAACUCCAACGCCAGCACAAUAAGCGGGCGCUUGUCGCCCAUCCUGGCGACCACUGAGCUAGAUGAUGUCCAGGAUGACGACGCGCCGCUUUCCCCCAUGCUGUAUAGCAGCUCAUCGAGCGUGUCCCCAUCGGUCAGCAAACCGUGUACCGUGGAACUCCCACGGCUCACCGACAUGGCAGGCACGAUGAACUUAAAUGACGGACUGACGGACAACCUCAUGGAUGACCUCUUGGACAAUAUGACACUCCCACCCUCCCAGCAGUCGCCCCCAUCAGGACUCAUGCAGAGGAGUUCCAGCUUCCCAUAUACCGCCAAGGGCUCAGGUCUGGGUUCUCCAUCAGGCAGCCUGAACAAUGCUGUGUUUGGCCCCUCUUCUCUGAACUCUCUACGCCAGUCUCCCAUGCAGACCAUCCAAGAGAAUAAGCCGGCCACCUUCUCUUCCAUGUCUCACUACAGCAACCAGUCGCUCCAGGACCUACUGACGUCCGACUCACUGAGCCAUAGUGAUGUCAUGAUGACUCAGUCGGAUCCACUCAUGUCCCAGGCCAGCACAGCCGUGUCUGCCCAGAAUUCACGGAGGAACGUCAUGCUCCGCAAUGACCCGAUGAUGUCCUUUGCUGCUCAGUCCAACCAGGGAAGUUUGGUCAAUCAGAAUCUCCUCCACCAGCAGCACCAGAACCAGAGUCCUCUCGGUGGUAACCGUGCCUUGUCUAAUGCCGUCAACAGCAUGGGCUUGAGUGACACCAACAGCCUAGGGUCAGCCAAACACCAGCAACAGUCACCCGUCAGCCAUUCUAUGCAAACCCUUUCUGACUCACUCUCAGGGUCCUCUUUGUAUUCCACUAGUGUGAACCUUCCAGUCAUGGGCCACGAAAAAUUCCCAAGUGAUUUGGACCUGGAUAUUUUUAAUGGGAGCUUGGAAUGUGACAUGGAAUCCAUCAUUCGCAGUGAACUCAUGGAUGCCGAUGGGUUGGAUUUUAACUUUGAUUCCCUCAUCUCUGCUCAGAACGUUGUCAGUCUGAAUGUGGGGAACUUCACUGGUGCUAAGCAGGCCUCAUCUCAGAGUUGGGUGCCAGGCUGAAGGACCUUUGAGGAAAGGGGGAAUGGGCAAAGCAGACCCUCAAACUGACACAAGAUCUAAAGAGGAGGAAAUAAAAAAACCCUUUGCCAAAUCUGCUCUCAGCAAGUGGACAGCGACACCGUUUACAGCUUAAUGACCUUUGUGAAUCAAUCCUGCAUCAUUUUCCUAAUCAAGCAGAGACUGUUAAUGGCCCCCUUAUCCCCCCCUCCCCCCUCAGCAAAGCUCCUAUUGAACUUGAGAACGUAUGCAAAAUCUUCCCUGUACAGGAUGAUGGAGCACCUUCCGUGGACACAGCACCCAAUGCCCCUGCGCCAUCUUGUCAAGACACACUGUGUGCCCUCUAACAGUAGUUCCCUGCCAAUGAUUAUGUGGUGUUAUAAUAUAGCAAUGGUUUAUGGGCUAUUUUAAGUUUGGGUUUUGUGUUUAUUUUCUUGCUUUUCUCACUCCUGUGCCCAUGCAGUGGUUUUUUGGGUUGUUUUUUCAUUUUUUCUGUUAACUGGUUUCACCCACCCUUUCUUUCCCUGGCAAGUUGAAAACUUUGGAAGGAAGCAGACACUUGCCAGUUAUGUUCCUGCUUCAGGAGUCACAGACAUUGGAUCCCUCUGACUCUAUAGACUGACAAGUCGCAUAUUCUAAGGAGCAUAUUCUUUCGUGUUUUGUCUGAUAGAAAACUCUUCUCUUCUUAGAAACCUAACAAUGGCACAAUCAUUUUCAAAAAACAGGACAUAGCACAGGAGAAAUGAAGAACAAUGCAUCCUAUACAGUGUUUUUUUUUGCUUUUUAAAAUUCUGAAUGAGAAGAUUCUUUUGGAGGGUCCACCAAAGAGACCCAGAAGCUGACUUGCUACUGUCUAAAUCAGGAUGGCCUGUGGUUUUUGUGGACUGAUCCCCAUUCAAUGUAGUGGACCAUCUGUUUAUUGGUUGGAAACUCAGCUAUUUUCAGGAGAGAAAUAAGCUAAGGUACCCAUUCAUUGCCAAAAGCCACUUAGAAAUUUCUUUUUUGGAGGAAAGUAGUGGGGAAAGUAGUUCUUUACUAUGUCGAAAAUGAGAUAAGGUUUUUGCAAGUAUAUGUCAGGCGUAAAGUGGAUAAUCUAUGUGAAAAGUGCAAACCAGAUUGAUGAGGGGAGUUUGGAUCUUUCAUAUUUCUUUGAAUACUUUUCCUUGAUUACUUUCCACCUCAAUGUGUAAUCAGAUCUCCUAGAACUAUACAAGGGAGAGAAACAAUACCCCACAAACUGAUUUUUUAAAAAAUAACCCUGGAUUAUAUUUGAACAAAUGAAACAGAAAUGAAAGGCCAUUUUAAACUUUUUGUUUUAUUUUUCAGGCUUUUCCAGGCUUUUCAUUUUUUUUUUAAAGUUAAUGGUGCUGUAUAGGUGCUUUCUGUUUAACCUGGAAAGUGUGAUUCUUUUUGUUAGUUUCUUUGGUAAGGAGGAGAGUUGGGCGUUCCAUUGGUACAGGGAGAACCUGGUAAGAAGAAGCUCCAAUUAGUCCAGCAUUGGAUCACUUGUCCAACAUGCUCUAUGAAGACUUUUUUUUUCCCCACUUUGGAUAAAAUCAUUAUGCAUAUAAGUGUAUAAAUAUAUUUUAUUAUGUAGAGUACAGAAAUGAAUAAUUAUGCAUGGGUGAUAAGAAUACAAACCCGUAUUCCAUCCCGAAGUUUCAGUGUAGAAGUUCUCACUGAUAACGGUCCCAUGCAGCACAUAGUGACUUCCUUCCACGACACACGAAACACACACGUGCACCUGCUGCCAUCUAUUGAGCCCCUUUUUUGUUCCUUUACAUUAUAUUAGGGGCCAAUAUUGGUAGAAAUUAUACUUGGUGUGUUGGGCAUCCCAUUUGGUCUCUCAAAUGCCCCCACCCCAACCCUGCCAUGCUUGUAUUGUCUUUUUUGAGUGAUGACCCUGUUUGUUUCAUCACGUUUCACAGAAUUUGUAAAUGCUUGUGUAGUUGUGGUUAUGGUAGACCAACCUGGACGUAGCAACUUUUUGGACAACUUAAGAUCUUAUCCUUUUCAUUGCAAAAGGUAGUAGUAAGUGUAUUCAGAUUGGUCGGUUUGUCAGUGGCAAAGUCUUGCUUCCUGUGUCAUUCUGCCAUGAUGAGAGCAUGAAAAUUGUACAAAUAAGGCACCUGUCAAAUUUUGCUCCCUAGUCAUCUCUGAAAAGCAAAAGGACUGUCUGUUCAGGCAUCGGUGAAAGAGAAAUACCUCUUUCCAUGUUUAUUCCUCUGUCCUGAGAGGAGAAGCUAGCCAAGUGGGCCAGAGGAGGGGAAUGCACUGUUUUUAGCUAUUUUGUCAGAUGACCAAAGUGGAACCAGCUGGUGGUAGGGAGCUAUUAGGCUAUAUGAAAGUUGAGGGUGCUCCAGCUAGAGAGCCUAGAGAUUGCAUUUCAGCUCCUGAGUUAGAAGGAAGUUGUUUUUUCUUUGUUGCUCUAGACCCCAAGAGUUGUUUGGGGGUGGGAGAAGGCAGGAAGUAGAUCAGAAAAAGUCCUAAAUGUGUUUCAACUGAAAAAAAAUGGUAUUGAGUUCUCUUCAGUUAUAUGGUAUCUUUUUAUUCUCUACUUUUCUUACAUUUGAUGGGUUUUAAUCAGAAACUAUCUUGAGAAAUGUUUUGAACCCAGAUUAGAAUUUAAUCUAAGACAGCUGAGUACAAGAAAGCACGGGACCAGGGAGCCACAGAACUGAACAGGAAGUCUUUUUCCCCCCCUUAUUGAAUGACUCAGUGAAACAAUAGCUUAAGCAUUGGGUGUUCUAAGGGACUGAAUCCCUGAGCCAUGCAAAAGGGCUGCAAGAGGGUGGAGAAGGUCUGAUCCCUUCUGAUUUUGUACCUAGAGUUGUUACAGCCCUUCCCCUUUAGCUUCCCACUGCUUUGAAGUCUCCCUGUUCUGUACUAUGUCCCCUGCAGAAAGGAGACCCAGCCUGAGCUAAAAGGCCAAAGAAGCAAGGGGCCUGCUAGAGUUGUAGCCAUACCUCUCUUAACCUGAGCUGGGUGGAGGUGCCACUUACGGCUUUUGUCUCUCUGGACAGAUUAGACUUAAAGGAAAAGCCAGUCUGCCAUCUUCUCAACCCAUGCAUAUCAUCUGAAAGUACCAUUACUGACUUCUUUUGUCAAUAGAACUAAGUUUGAAAGCAAAGUAGCAAACCCUACUCUCUCUGGCUGUUUUCAGAUAUAGGAUACUAAAUAGAAAAAGCAGUUCCCAUAGGUGAUGUGAUCACUAGGAUCAGCCAACCAAAUUCCAGUCCUUCUCACCCCUACCUUUAACGGUAGUAUGGGGAAGGCUGCCAUUAUUUCUUUGAUAAGGAAACCAGAAGAGUAACUAAUAUUUCUAAUUAGACACGCACUCUGGGGAACUCCUUUCCUCUGAGAUCCCAGGCCCAAACAUCUUUUACCAAAGUUAGGAAACAGCUUUAUCACAAGCUUUCCCUAUAUGUACUCAAGUGCAGAAUAUGCACUGCCCUUUUUAGGUUCAGGUAUAUCCUUAGCUGUGAAUGAAUCUGAAGUUGUUUUUCUUUUUUUUUCUUUUAUUCCCUCAUCUACCAUAAUGUUAUUCUUGCUGAAGAAGAGUCAUUUGGUGGAUGUGUAUUAUUAUUAUUUUUUUUUACUUUAAAAAAAAUCUCUCCUGUUAAUCAGAGGAGGAUGUUUGAUACAGUACAAAGCGGGCUUUGUGGUAUUGUAUGUGUGUGUGUGAGAGAGUGUGUGUGUGUGUUGAUUUUAAUAAACACGUCUACUGCCUCCCCUCCCUGAAGAUGAAGCUCAUGGUGGCUUUCACUACUACCAGCAGAUAUUUCCCAUUCAUAGGGGUGAGAUUUCAAGUUAGUUAACAAUUUGUGUUCAUUGAACUAAGGAUGAUGAGGACAGGUUUAUCUCCUGCCCGAUGGAUCUUUCUGUUUUUUUAAUGGUCAUCAUUUGGGCUUCUUGAAGAUGCAACCAAGACCAAAGUAGUACCACAGCCACUUAAUUAUUCCCCACAGGAAUGAAAGGGACUCCAUGGGGAUGGGCAAGGAAAAGGAAAAAGCAUUGGAGAAAUUCAGGCCUUCAGGCUUUCUGCAACCAAAAUCAAAAUUUCUGCCUUUCCUUUAAAAAAAAAGUUUCUUCUAAUAUUUUCACACUGAUUAAGGAAAACUAAUCUUUCCAAUACUAAAAUUCGCUGAUUCUGUUUUCUCUUAGAAUAUUUUGAGAAUAUAUGAUUAAGUACGAUUUGUUUUUUAAUUAAGAAAACCAGUUGGUUAAUGGGGAGAUAAUCAUUGGCAAAGAGGUACGAAGUUCAGCAUCUCUGGGGAAAGGGGAAAAAGACUAGUUUUCCUGAAAUCAUGUCCAUCAAAUAAGAUCUUAUAGCAGAUACACAAGUUAUUAAAGAGUUUUAGUGUUAAUAUUUAAUACAUAAGCGCUAAGCAUCUAAAGUGGUAACAUUUAUGCAAAUUGAACGAUUGUGUAUUUUUCUUAUUUAAUUUUAUUUGUGAUUUUUUUUCUUUCAUGAACGAUUGGUUAUGAGGCUUCUGCCUAACUCCAGAAAUAUUUGUACCAUUGCUUUAAAAAGCUGUAUGUUAGGACAUUUAUUUCUCUAAAAUUAUGUUAUUGCUUGGCAAUCAGCCUCCUCUCAUAUAAUUGUCUUAGUACAUCAUGUGCAUUGGAAAUGUAAACAGAUGUGGAGGACCAGAUAAAUUAGUUAAUAUUUGAAAAAAAAAUGUAUUGUGCAUUUUGGCUUCACAUGUUAAACUUUUUUUUUCAGAAAAAAAAAAGUUGCAUGAAUGGAAAAAAAGUAUCUGUAUACAGUAUCUGUAAAAUUGUCUUCUCUGUUUUAGUUUCUUGCUAAUAACCUGUACAAACUAGAAUGAUGUUAAACCCCCGUCUUUGGUGCAUGGCCAGAGUCAAAACACCUAAGAGCUGAGAGGCUCCUCCUUUUCUUUGGUGGUGCCUCAUCCUCUCUUUCAGAGUGAACACUAUCCAUUUGCAUUCUCACUGAAGAUCUUGUCAAACCCUGUGUUGCCAUGGAUUGACUAACCAACUAUAUGCCCUCUCUCUUCAGGAGGAUCAAACUGUUUUUGAUUUGAGAAUCUUUCCAAACGAAAUAAGAGAUGCUGUGCUUAUUUUUCCUCAGUGUUUAUCUGUAGAUAUCACCUUGUGUAUUCCAUUUUCAAUUGUAAUCUAGUUUGUAAGAGAUGGUGACCGCAUGUAAAUAAAGCAUAAUGACUCUCUA